ACGUACGCAAUAUUAGGCGCUGAAGUUGAACAUGUACAUGUAGGUUUACUGUACAGUUAAAGUCAAGCCUAGAAUGUCGUCGAAAAAUGUUUCACAGGCGUCCGAUACAAGAACAGAAUUAGCAGAAUUGGUGAAGAGAAGAACAGAAAUCGCUGAGACACUUGCGAAUCUUGAAAGACAAAUCUAUGCAUUUGAAGGCAGCUACUUGGAAGACACAGCUUUGUAUGGCAACAUCAUAAGAGGAUGGGAUAGAUAUCUAACAAAUAAGAGCACCAACAGUAAGACAGACAAGCGAAACAGAAAAUUUAAGGAAGCUGACAGAUUAUUUUCUAAAUCAAGCAUCACAUCUCAGGCAUCUCUAGGUCUCAACGACUCACAGAAUGAAAGGAAAACAGAAGCCAAGGAUUCUAUUAGCAACCAAGAAGGACCUGCCAAGUCAGACAAGGAUUCUGUAGAUGGAGGUGUAAGCAGUGAGACUGUAACAGAUAUGAAAGAACGACCGAUGAACAGCAAUCGCUCGGGCAAGAUCCACAAGAGCUCGCAUGGACACAAGAAGAGGAAAAACAAGAGCCGACACAGACUGGAGGGCCGUAUAAAGAAGAGCAGACUGUCUGCCGAUGACUACUGAUUCCAAAGCCUGCUUCAGAUGGCUAGUCUUCUACACACUCAAUAUCUUUGAUGUAAAGCACAAAAUGGUAUCUUCAGCUGUUGGAGGUUUUUAAAAUAUACGAAAAGGACCAGAGUGUAAAGUGUAAAUGAUGUCAUUAAUCCUGUACAUUGUUUUACUCCUCGUGUAAAAUUGUACAUAAAAUUGAAAAAUAAUGUAAAAGUGAUGGGUGUGUUUUUGUAAAGUGUUACCCGGUAAUGUAUAUUGUAUACCUUGAAAAAUACCAUCAAUUCCUUUGUGGAUUAUUUACUUCACACUGGUAUUUAUUGGAAAUUGCAGUUUUAUUGAAAUCAUGAUCCUAGUCUCAUUUGGAAUAAAGAGCGGGUGUCUUUGUAAUAGGUUCAUUUGUAUGAAAGCAGAAAAAUAAGAGAAACAAAAUAGAGAAAGUUUAAAGUAAAUUGGACCUAUAGCAAGGGAGUAAUGGAUAUCUGAAAUAUGAGAUCACUAAAUCUAUGUGAAUCCCAAAUUUGCAAUUUUGUUUAGUGGAUUGUGACGUACAUGUAGACAUGGACAACCCUCCCGUUUGUUGUGUACAGUGACAUUACCAUUUUAGCCAAUUUUGAAAUAAAUUCUCAAAAUUAAUAACUUUC
This is a messenger RNA of Strongylocentrotus purpuratus (purple sea urchin), 1257 nucleotides long. It is a transcript of the gene meaf6, whose product is annotated as chromatin modification-related protein MEAF6. The transcript is spliced from 6 exons. The coding region runs from base 74 to 628 and encodes 184 amino acids. Gene Ontology annotation, cellular component: NuA4 histone acetyltransferase complex. Lineage: Eukaryota; Metazoa; Echinodermata; Echinoidea; Camarodonta; Strongylocentrotidae. The record is from RefSeq and is a predicted model, not a curated record.